AUGUCGAAGGCCAAGCGAGACCAAGAUGCUAUUCAGCCAGACACCGACAGGCCGGAAUAUGAAAAUGACAUCAAAGGAGAGAUGGAGCUCAAUGUCGGCGGUCGCGGUGCGACUCAGCGCCGUCUACGAAAUUACCAGGUUACCAUGAUCGGGUUCUGUGGUGGAAUUGGGACUGGCUUGUUUGUGGGGACAGGGUCUGCGUACGCCAAGGCUGGUCCUGCUGGGCUUCUCUUGGCCUAUAUUAUUGUCGGCAUGGUGCUGUGGGCUGUUAUGCAGAGUUCUUUCCCGCACUGGGCUACUCGCUUCAUUGAUCCCGCGGUUGGCUUCUCGUUGGCGAUAUCCUAUGGUUACUGCUAUACGAUUGCGAUCGCCUCGGAGACCUCUGCAGCGGCGGUGAUCGUAUCAUAUUGGACUGACAUCACGCCGGCUGUGGUGAUCAGUGUGAGCUUGGUCCUCAUCUUAGGUAUCAAUCUGAUGAGUGUUCGAUUCUAUGGCGAGUCGGAAGUGGUUGGAGGCGCCAUCAAGAUCCUUUGCUUCUUGGGCUUGGUCAUUGUGUCGCUCGUCAUCACAGCUGGAGGAAGUCCAAACGGCCAGACUAUCGGUUUCCGCUACUGGCACAAUCCUGGGCCUUGGACUGAUUUCGAUGGCAUCAAGGGACCGACAGGCCAUUUCCUGGGCUUUUUGUCAUCCUUCGUUAACGCCUCGUUCAGUUUCAUUGGUGUCGAGACUGUCGUGAUUACAGCUGCAGAGUCGGUUGAUCCUCAUCGAGCGAUUCCGAAGGCUGCUCGCCGCGUCACAUAUCGCAUUGCGUUCUUCUACAUUCUCGGUGCUCUCUUGAUUGGCAUUAUUGUGGACCCCAGGAACAGUGGUCUGACUUCGGGGGAUAACAAUGCGAAUAGCUCUCCUUUCGUGAUUGCCAUCAAGGAGGCUGGUAUUAACGUUCUUCCAUCCAUUGUGAACGCUUGCAUUCUCAUCGCGGCUUGGUCUGCGGGUAACUCCUACUGCUGGGUUGGAUCACGUAUGAUUUUGGCCAUGACCACCGAUCAUCAGCUCCCGCAAUACUUUGGCCGGGUGAAUAAGAAGGGCGUUCCUUAUGUCGCGGUGGUAGUGGCUUGGCUAUUUGGGCCGUUGGCCUAUCUGAGCCUCGGAAGUGGAGGUGCCUCGCAGGCCUUCACUUGGCUACUGAACUUGAGUACCAUCGCUGGACUCAUUGCUUGGGCAACCCUAUCAUUCUGUUAUAUUCGAUUCUAUGCAGCUAUGAAAGCACAGCGUGUUUCGCGUGAUACGUUGCCUUGGAAAGCACCACUGCAGCCAUACGCGGCUUGGUUUGGCUUUAUUGGCUCUAUAAUCAUUACCUUGGUUGCCGGCUUCGAAGUCUUCUUAAAGGGUCAUUGGAAUACCUCGGACUUUGUCGCAUCCUAUGUUGGCAUUCCCAUCUUCAUUGUGCCAAUUGUCAUCUGGAAGUUAUGGCAUAAGACGAAGAUCCAACGUGCUGCCACGAUCGAUUUGUGGUCAGGCCGACUCCAAGAUGGAGAGAUUCCACUACAGGAGGAAAAGCCCAAUACAUUAUGGAACCGCUUUGUUGACUGGAUUUUUUAA
Molecule: messenger RNA, 1599 nt
Organism: Penicillium chermesinum
Lineage: Eukaryota; Fungi; Ascomycota; Eurotiomycetes; Eurotiales; Aspergillaceae
Product: putative amino acid permease
Exons: 4
Coding region: 1-1599 (532 amino acids)
Biological process (GO): amino acid transmembrane transport
Cellular component (GO): membrane
Molecular function (GO): amino acid transmembrane transporter activity
Source: RefSeq, a predicted model, not a curated record